AUGAGCACGAUCAAGAAUUACGCGUCGCUGCCGAUCAAAAGAAGCAAUAUAUUACAAAACGCUGGAUGGGACUUCGCGGCGAAAAGUCAUCCGGCGAUCGACGAUUUCAAUUAUUGCAUACCCCUCGGCGUGUUGCUAGGUUUCUGCGAAAAUUAUAAACGCGUCAUGAUCAACGCGCGACACGAAUUCAUCUUAAUACGGGCGCACAACGAUCACAAUUGUAUUGUAUCGCACAAUUCGUAUGAACCUAAGAUCCUUUUUUUGAAGAUACCGUGGCGAAUGCCUCAUGUAAUGUUAAGCGAUAUUAAUAAAUUGGCGUUAUUACGUAUAUUAGAUAGCGGAAGAUAUCUAAGCAUCGCUUUUCGUUCGUGGGAUUUCUACGAGUUUCUGCUUCUGCAAGGUACAACCAAACAUUCGUGGGCUAUCAAAGCGGCGACACAGCUCGAGAAACCGCGAAACGUUAUCUUCGCGUUGCAAUCCGGUAGGAAGAAUGUUUUGCCUCAAGAUCCGACCCAGUUUGACGAUUGUAAACUAACCAACUUCAAAUUAUAUUUUAAUUCAGAUUUUUAUUUUUACGACGAUAUGAAUCUCAAUUUUGAAAAGAAUAAAAUCGCCGUACUGUACGACAUGUCAUCGAAAUUUCGAAAAACGUAUUACGGAUGCAAUAAGGAUGGAGUGCUCUUUAGUCUAGUUAAAUUUAAAACGUAUGGUCCGAUAAUAAUUAUUGAUUGUUCUCGGCAGAACGAAUCCAUCAAGAGCGCCACCGUGGAUGUCCGUAUACAGUUUGACUGCAAGGAGAACGUUCCUUUCAACACUACAACUUACUGUCUCAUUAUUCACGAUCGAGUAGUGAAGUAUAAUCCGCUCACUAACAUUGUGCGCACAAUCUGUGCGCAGAAUCACUAA
Cataglyphis hispanica is the source of this 906-nucleotide messenger RNA. RefSeq lists its product as uncharacterized. The coding region runs from base 1 to 906 and encodes 301 amino acids. The record is from RefSeq and is a predicted model, not a curated record. The transcript has a single exon. Lineage: Eukaryota; Metazoa; Arthropoda; Insecta; Hymenoptera; Formicidae.